CAUGGUGGCAAUGUCGCCAUAACAGACGAAUUUCUGUACCGGGAUCGUGAGCGUGGCCUAUAUCCGGAUUUUUUUGACAAGCAACUUGUAAUAAAGGAAUCUUUUUUUCCAGUUUGUUUUGAACAAUUUAUCAGGAUGAGUUUACCAGCAUUUAUCGAUUUAACGGUUGAAGAACAGGCUACUGAAUUGUGUAGCUUUUUCAAGGCUCUUGGAGCAUCAAAUGUGGAUGAUGAUCAAAACUCAGAUCUUAGCAACAUUGUUGCUGUUGCAGAUCUCUGUUUCAAAGAGGGCAAUGAAGUAGAAUCUGAGGGAGUCUUGAAUAGCAUUGUAUCUAUGCUCGUUCUUCUCCCCAAUGAAAAAGCUGAACCAAUAAUUACUACAUUUUGCCAAAAGCUUGCAAAACCCCCAUCAAACAAGUUGGGACUUGUUUGUCUGAGAGUUCUGUCUGUACUAUUUCAUGGGCUUGAUCCUGUGAGUACAACGCGUUACACGGUCUAUCACACGCUAGUCCAAGUUGCUGGACAAGUCGAACAGAUGAAGACAGUGUUCACGGAUCUAGAUAAAAUGCGUACUCAACUAGGGCCAUGCAAGCCUAACAACGAGCAGAUGCAAAAACUCCUCCGAAGUUUACAUGAAGCUCUCCUCAACUCCAGAGAAAGUGAACUGGCCUCCAAAGUGAUGGUGGAGUUGUUGAGCACUUACACGACCGAAAAUGCUUCACAGGCUCGUGAGGAAGCUCAGCGCUGCAUUGUUGCUUCAUUGGCUGAUCCCAACACUUUCCUUCUCGAUCAUUUAUUGACUUUGCAACCUGUGAAAGUUUUGGAAGGUGCCCUUUUGCACGAUCUGUUGACCGUAUUCGUGACGGAAAAGCUGUCAGCUUAUUUGAAGUUUUAUGAGGAAAAGAAAGAUUUUGUUGAAGGACUAGGUCUGAAACAUGAGCAGAACCUUCGAAAAAUGCGAAUUUUGACUUUCAUGCAGUUGGCUGAAAAUUCCGUAGAGCUCCCUUUCGAAACGCUCGAGAAGCAAUUGCAACUAACCGAAGAUCAAGUAGAGGAAUUUGUCCUUCAAGUCCUUAAGACGAAAUUGGUGCGCGCACGAAUGGAUCAGUUGAACAAGAAAGUACUUGUUUCAUCAACCAUGCAUCGGACAUUCGGCAAGCAGCACUGGCAGCAGUUACGGGAGUUGCUGACUACUUGGCGAGGCCACCUCAGACAGGUCAAAGAUUCCAUGCUAACCAUCGUUAACGAGCAAGCCGAACUUCUCGCUCAGCAAUCCUGAACCGAUUAGAGAAAAAACAAAAGACUUCAAAUUAUCCCGCUAUCCAUCUCUAUUAAGGUUUUGUGGAAAUAAACGAUGACGCCGGCACAUUAUCUGACAAA
Daphnia pulicaria is the source of this 1379-nucleotide messenger RNA. RefSeq names its product eukaryotic translation initiation factor 3 subunit M-like (gene eIF3m). Gene Ontology annotation, biological process: cytoplasmic translational initiation. Gene Ontology annotation, molecular function: translation initiation factor activity. The transcript is spliced from 7 exons. The coding region runs from base 136 to 1278 and encodes 380 amino acids. Lineage: Eukaryota; Metazoa; Arthropoda; Branchiopoda; Diplostraca; Daphniidae. Gene Ontology annotation, cellular component: cytoplasm; eukaryotic translation initiation factor 3 complex. The record is from RefSeq and is a predicted model, not a curated record.